GGUGACAAUCUAUGUUCCCCCGUUAUUUCUCUUCCACACAUUGGCAUGCAUGAAUCAGUGCCAAGAAAAAUAUGUUUUGCAUUUUUAAAGAUGAUGUUGUUCGUUGAAAAUGUGAUAGAGUAGAGUUUCUUGGUUUUUGGGCUAGCUUUACAUCUAGUUUCAAGUUUCAAAAAAAAAAGUUAGCUUUACAUCUAUAUAUACUGUGAUAUGGGGCUCUGAUUAAAGGCAAAGAAGCACCAAAAGAUUGAGAGUGCAACAAGAGAAAAAGAAUGGAAGUAGCACAAGUACUACACAUGAAUGGAGGUUCUGGAAAAGCAAGCUAUGCAAACAACUCCAUACUUCAGUUGAAAUCAUCUCCUUUGACUCAAUAGUUGUUUCGCGCUUUAUGUCAUUGGUGAUACAGCAAAAUGUAAUUUCCUUGACAAAACCCAUCAUAGAGGAAGGCAUAACCAGUCUCUUCUACAACAUGCUCCCAACAAGCUUGGCAAUUGCAGACUUAGGUUGCUCUUCUGGACCAAAUACUUUUUUUGCAGUGUCAGAAAUUAUCAAGGCUGUGGAGAAGCUCUGUCAAGAGUUGAACCAUAAAUCUCCUGAAUAUAAUGUCUUUUUCAAUGACCUUCCCGGGAACGACUUCAACAACAUCUUCAAGUCCCUUGACAACUUCAAAGGGAAAUUACAUGAUGAAAUGGAAUCUAGGAUUGGUCCAUGCUAUUUCUUUGGAGUUCCAGGUUCUUUCCAUGGGAGGAUUUUUCCUAGUCGAAGUUUGCAUUUUGUUCAUUCCUCUUACAGCCUUCAAUGGCUAUCUAAGGUUCCUGAGGGUAUAAACAACAAUAAGGGCAACAUUUACAUUGGCAGCACAAGCCCCUCAAACGUUUACAAGGCUUACUACAAGCAAUUUCAAAGUGAUUUCUCUUAUUUUCUCAAGUGUCGAGCAAAUGAACUAGUGGAAGGAGGACACAUGGUUCUAACAUUUGCGGGAAGAAGAAGCAACGAUCCACAGAGCAAGGAGUGUUGCUUCAUUUGGGAGCUUAUGGCUACGGCUCUUAAUGAUAUGGUCUCGCAGGGAAUCAUAAAGGAAGAGCAAGUGGAUACUUUCAACAUUCCUCAAUAUAAUCCAUCCUUGUCUGAAGUAAAAUUAGAAGUUAUAAAUGAAGGUUCAUUUGUCAUCAAUCGCAUGGAGGUGUCUGAUGUGAAUUGGAGCACUUUAGGGAACCAGAAUAAUGAUUUUUAUUUUGAAUCUAAAAUAUCUAAGCAACUCAGUGAGGGUGGAUACAAUGUUGCACGGUGCAUGAGGGCUGUGGCUGAACCAUUGUUGGUUAGCCACUUUGGUGAUGCUAUCAUUGAAGAAGUUUUUACUCGUUACAAAGAAAUCUUGGCUAAUCGGAUGUCGAAGGAAAAUAGUUUCAUCAACGUUACUAUUUUAUUGACUAGAAAAGCAUGAGAAAGAAGCUUGAAUCUACUAUUUAUCUUUGAGUAAUCUCAAAAAUAAUUUCCUUUUGUUUACUUUAUUUACCUAGCUGCUAAUUAGCUAGGGAGUAUCAUGUUGUAUAAUUGUUUGUGAUUGAAGUUAAGGAAAGAAACCUAGGAGUAUCAUGUUGUACCUGGACUAGUAAUUGUUUGUGAUUUAAGUCAUCUAUUAAUAAAAAUAUACUAAAUAUUUCAAAAUUA
This is a messenger RNA of Lotus japonicus, 1668 nucleotides long. RefSeq names its product S-adenosyl-L-methionine:benzoic acid/salicylic acid carboxyl methyltransferase 1. The coding region runs from base 386 to 1441 and encodes 351 amino acids. Gene Ontology annotation, biological process: methylation. Gene Ontology annotation, molecular function: S-adenosylmethionine-dependent methyltransferase activity. Lineage: Eukaryota; Viridiplantae; Streptophyta; Magnoliopsida; Fabales; Fabaceae. The record is from RefSeq and is a predicted model, not a curated record. The transcript has 3 exons.